Molecule: messenger RNA, 856 nt
Organism: Aedes albopictus (Asian tiger mosquito)
Lineage: Eukaryota; Metazoa; Arthropoda; Insecta; Diptera; Culicidae
Exons: 2
Coding region: 201-668 (155 amino acids)
Source: RefSeq, a predicted model, not a curated record
UUAGUGUCAACCGAAAGUUUCUUAUCAGUAGCGACAGCUCCCCGGUAGUGCUCCUCGCAGGUGAAUCAGUGGUGUUCUUUGUGCAAGUGUCAUCACCGCCGACCGACCGAGAGCCGGUGCAAAUUAUCAACCAGAUCGGAGUGUGUCAGUAGUAGUUCACCCAUUUUGCCCCACCCUACCGAAAUCAGUGCCCAGGGAAAAUGUUUCGUGCCUAUGGAUCACUUCCGCCAAGCGAGUGUUCCUCGCCUCUAUCGCCGACGCCCCCUUUCCUUCCUUCAUCUUCCACCUCAACAACAACAACGACGACGGCCCCCGAAUGGAUGACCACCCUACCUUCGUCGGUGGUGGAAUCGACCCCCGUGCUGCUGGGAAGAUCGCUGUCACUGUUUGAGACUGUCACGGCAUCAGUGGAAGGUGGUGAUUCCGGUCAGAUGUUCCACCAUCAUCAUCAACAACAACGGAGGCCAGAGCUGCGACGUCAUUGGUCGUCGUCGUCGGGCGAAAGAACCACAGGAACAGCUGGGAGUGGUUACGAUGGUGGUGAAAGUGGAGACGACGAUGGUUCCGUUGGGCUCAGUAAUCUGCUAGCCAGUGCGAGGUUUUUCAAAACGGAUCGGAACAACAGGGGGAGGAUACGAGGAGAUGCGGCAAAAGGUGAGGUCGAUUAGAUUUGUUUUUGGGACAGGGCUGGUUUCCCAAGUAAUAUUUCAAAAACAAAAUGGAUUUAUUUUAGUUUUAUUUCAAUUUUAUUACGGUCAUCGACGCGACAGUGCUAUCAAUUGGCAUUUAUGUUUCCUAUCAGACGUUGAGACUACCUUACGCAAACUGAAAUUUCUUAGUUAUACUAUAAUAUAUC